AGUACGGUCGCGGGCAGACGUACCGGUCGUCUAACGAUGCUUUAAGCACGCGGCAAUACGCUCGCCAACCGUAGUUGAUACUAGUGUACAAAAAAAAUAAACAAUUCAUAAAUAAACAUUAUUUCUUUUUUGUGAACGAAACAGUGAAUGAACACCGUGACCUCUUAACGAAAGAUAUUUUGACGAACACACUCCGGAAUCGAGGUCCAAGUAACUAGAAAAUGAGCAAUGUUGGCGUCACAUGAAGAAAAUGAACCUCUUGUAUUCAGAAACGAUCAAUCAAUUCCGAGUUCAAUGAACUUUGUAUUUUUUUGCAAUGCAAAAAUCAGUGAAGUGACUCAACGUUGAAGCUUUUUAACGAGUGUGUAUACGUUAUGACUGUGAUCUUGUGUAAAUACUGUGUCACCAACAUGCUAUUUCAACGGACAUUCGUUUUCUACGUUUUUGUUAUAACAUUUUCAGUAUGUUUAAGAAACUCACAAAUGAACGCACAAUCGACAAGCACCGAAAUCGGACGACCGAUAUCGAGAACGACAGAUUUAUUACGAACGAACACGACGCUCUACGCGUGGAGUUCCUGGGGCAGGUGGAGUCCUUGCUCGAGGAGCUGCGGCGGAGGAGUUGCUGUACAAGAACGUCAUUGCCUGCCUAGAAUUCCUUCGAGAACGCGUCGCAGUCGAAAAAGAAGGAAGCUAACGAGAAACUUCGAGCACAAAAGACGGUCUCGGCAUUUGAUCCACGGCCCUGCCACAGAGCCGGAUUGUCCAGGCCUCGCGCGGAGGUACCACGAGUGCAAUACUGCGCCAUGCUCGGGACCACAACGAGACGUUCGAGCCGAGCAAUGCGCUGUCUACGAUCGCAGACCGUUCCGAGGUCGAUUCUAUACUUGGGUGCCAUAUGUCGAUGGAGACGCGCCAUGUACCUUGAAUUGUAGACCUCGUGGCCAGCAGUUCUACGCUUCUCUCGCUCUAGUUGCUGACGGCACCCCGUGUACUAAGCCAGGCUUUAGAGCAAUAUGUGUACAGGGAACAUGCAAGGUAGUUGGCCGCGAAGGUGUUCUAGCCUCGUCUUCUGAGAGAGAACUAAGAUGUGGAAGUCGUCUUGUGUCAGGACUAUUCUCGAAGCCACGACUUCCGCUCGGAUACUCUUACGUAACGACAGUGCCUCGUGGAGCUUGCCGACUCAAUGUAACUGAAGUAGUUCCUAGCGAAAACUACAUUGCAUUGAAAGAAUCCAAUGGCACGUACAUUAUAAAUGGGGAAUUUGCUGUGAGUGCGCCUGGAACUUACGAUGCUGCUGGAGCCCGAUUUUUAUACACCCGAACGGCCAGUCUUGACGGCAUUUUUGCUGUGGGUCCGAUACAUAAACCCAUUGACAUAAUGAUAUUAUACACACAACCAAACCCGAAUAUUAGGUACGAAUAUUUAACUGACACGGAAGAUGAAACCAGUAACGACAUUCCGACUUCAAUGCCUCCCGCCCAUCACCAGAUGCAGAGGCAUCACCGUCACCACCCACCACCCCAUAGCUUGCCCAGAACAGAUUCUUCUAUAUCGAAGGAAUCAAAUUUCUAUAGCCUUGAAAGCCAAUCACAAGCGGAAAGUAACGUGAUCGGAGAUAGGAAAUUUAUGUGGAAAAUUAUGUCUUUCACCCCGUGCUCUCGUACCUGUGGCGGAGGACUACAAAUCGGAAAGUUCAAGUGUGUAGAAGUUGGUUUAAAAGAAGACAAAGAGGUAUCUCCAGUGCAUUGUACUGGUGCGGCACCACCUUCCCGCCGACGGAGGUGUUCUGGGGCUCCAUGUCCUCCCCGUUGGAGGGCUGCAGCGUGGGGUCCUUGUCCGGUCUGCGGACCAGCCCACAGAACUCGAAUUGUGGGAUGUGUUCAGGAUCAUGCUCGAGGAAUUAUCAAGAUAAGCGAUCAAAAGUGCCCAUUGCCAAUGCCACCAAGCAGUGAGCGCUGUAAUGUUCCAAACUGCGAUGGCUCAGUAACUACCACAGCUUUGCCACGUCUCGAUUCACGACGCCAAGUACGACCAAAAGAUCGAACGGAUCAUUUCCGAGAAGGCCCUGUUAUAACUCUUGCAACAAAUUUAACAGACAAUGAGAUAACUUCCACUCCGCCCCCUUCGUAUAGUUUCAGUGCUGGUGGAGGCUGGUUAUAUACGGAAUGGUCCGAGUGUGUUGGUUGGUGUGUGGGCGGCGGUGUACAAUCUAGAGGAGUAAGAUGCGCCGAUCCUUCUGGAUGUUCAUCGCACCGUGCACCAUUGCCUACCCAAACUUGUAGCGUGCGAAGCCAAUGCGAUUCUCAAUGGUUCACAAGCGAAUGGUCAAAGUGCUCCGCUGGAUGCGGUGGCCGACAGGUUCGAGGCGUGAUAUGUAUUGGAGGGAACGGCAGGAGAUUAAGAGAUUCGGCAUGUAGAGGAACCAAACCUGAAACUGAAAGGGACUGUGGUGGGGACUGCUCUCCCUCUUGGUACUUGAGUGACUGGAGCGAGUGCAAAGGUCCCUGUGAAGCUGGAGUCCAGUCCCGAACUGUCUGGUGUGCCCGUGGCGGAAUCGAAGGAGCAAACGGUGCCGCUCGAGACGGAGAAUGUCCAGGAGUGAGGCCUCCAGCAAAGAAAAUGUGUGUACCAGCACGAUGUACCAGCAAACCAGUUAUCAAUCCAAACGUUAUCAGUCCUCCAGCAGUUUCAGAUCCUCAGCAGCGCGUCACGAGACAUCAAAUCAAUACCCCUCCACAUAUCAGGGAUAGGUCAUAUGCUGACGGAGCAUGUGUAGACAAAUUGAAUACAUGUGCAUUAGCGGUACAGGCACGUCUGUGUCACUACCCUUACUACGCAGACAAUUGUUGCGACUCUUGCCAUGGACGGUAGAAAGGUCAUGCGGAAAACUCGUGAGAACUGCUAAAGGCGCUAUGAUACGUAUUUCGAUACAAAACGGACGCAUAGUGAGACGUAACAUAAAUACAUAAUUAUGUAAAAGCGAUACAAUUACAUAAAUUUAUAAUUCUUACAAACACUGCAUGUAGCUUCAGCACGAAAUAAAUAACAUUGACACGUAACACAGUCCCAAUGUAUACGCGUUUAUCAGACAAUUGUGUACGUGUUUAUUUGCCAAAAUAACUCAUAUGUGUGAUCACAAUCCUUCGAUUUAUAAAGAAGAUUUCAUACUAUUUAAAAAAUUGCUAAUAUGUUCAGGAACGUAUCGACUUCAAUGCGUGUAUUUUUAUAUAAAUUCUUGUCUUUUAAGUAUUAGAUGUAGUACCGUGAUCUCCGGUUUAGUUGUGUUUGGAGCUGAUCUGUGGAAUGUAGAAUAGUCGGAACUUACCUGAAGUUGACAAAAAAAAAACAAUGUUUUCAUGAUUAUGACAACUUAUGUUUAGAUUAACAACAUUCUAACUACAUUGUAUGUUGUAAUCGUUCGUAAUUAAAAAUUAGGCUACGCAUUUAGUUCUAGAACAAAAUAGUAUUUUAUUGAAUGUAUGAGAAAUUAUAAUAUUCUUUUUUCGAGUUUUCUAUUUUAGUUUUAGUAAUAUUAGAUAUUUCCUUCGUAAUUUAUUUUGGCGAUCCCAACACGGAUCCUUUCUGUAUUAUUAACUUUUGAAAUAUGUAAAUAGUUAUUUUUUUUUCAUGUAUAGUGCAUUUACGUACCGGCUGUUUAAUAUUUAAAUGAGUAUUUAAGUGAAAUAUCAUCACAAUAUGUAACUUAUUAAUAUCGGUUUGGGUAAUCAAACCCUUUUAAAUUAUCAUUAAAGAAACAUUACUAAUUAUGCAUAUAACAAUGUACAAAAAUAAAAUAAAAGCUUUAAACACUAUA
Bombyx mandarina (wild silkworm) is the source of this 3816-nucleotide messenger RNA. RefSeq names its product ADAMTS-like protein 4. Gene Ontology annotation, biological process: extracellular matrix organization; proteolysis. Gene Ontology annotation, cellular component: extracellular matrix. The record is from RefSeq and is a predicted model, not a curated record. Lineage: Eukaryota; Metazoa; Arthropoda; Insecta; Lepidoptera; Bombycidae. Gene Ontology annotation, molecular function: metalloendopeptidase activity.